AUGUUUCAAGCACCAAAGUUUACGGAAUACAAAGGAAAAUUUAACGUUAAACUCUCACCUUUACCUCUCGCUUUUGGAAAAACCGAGACCGUUACAGUCUCCGGAAAGUUAAAGAAAUUUAUCUCUGAUUGUACCACGUUACGUCUUGGAAUUAGUAAUGGUGAUGGGGACGCGAUCUUUAGCGAAAGUGCGGAUUUUUGUGCUGUACAAAGGAAUACGCCGGUGAAAUUUAAUUUACGAAAUAACAAAACUCCUGGACCAUUUAAGGUGACGAAAUUUUGGCCAUUUCCCAUGGAACUGUUGAUAAAUAGUUUCCUAUUCUCGGAAAUUUGA
Molecule: messenger RNA, 333 nt
Organism: Funneliformis geosporum
Lineage: Eukaryota; Fungi; Glomeromycota; Glomeromycetes; Glomerales; Glomeraceae
Source: the annotation of a GenBank genome assembly